This is a messenger RNA of Frieseomelitta varia, 1426 nucleotides long. RefSeq names its product coiled-coil domain-containing protein 113. NCBI's taxonomy places the organism in Eukaryota, Metazoa, Arthropoda, Insecta, Hymenoptera, Apidae. Gene Ontology annotation, cellular component: ciliary basal body; axoneme. Gene Ontology annotation, biological process: cilium assembly. The record is from RefSeq and is a predicted model, not a curated record. The coding region runs from base 242 to 1057 and encodes 271 amino acids. The transcript is spliced from 5 exons.
UUUGGCAAACACAGUAUUGCUAGUUCACCCAGUGUGGUCAGCAUGCGGACAAUAAGUAGAUUUGGAACGCCAAGUCUCAUGACAGUGGGAACUACUAGCGAUACUGCCAAGUUAGCAUAUCAUUUCCGUUAGCAGUCAAUUCUCAGAUUUCAAUUAAAAUAUCGUUGAAACUGCAGAAACCACUGCGAACAAUCUUGUCAAAAUACUACUUCAUCCUAUCAGAAUCACAAUCGCGCAUCGAAUGGUCAUGGCAAGAAAGGAAGUGGAAGAAAUGAAAAAGAAACUGCAACAGUUCCGGAUAUUCGCCCGAAAGAAGAAAACAAUCAUGAGAGCGGACAUCGAGGAAAUCGAAAUUCGUAUCAGCGAGGUGCACGAGUCGAGGGAAACGUUUGAGUCGGAAGUGGUUACAGAAGGCGUGGACCCUAUCACAGGCAAGAUUGUUGCUGAACGAGUGAUGAGAUUCAUUGAAGAAUGGCUGAGAUCGGCAAACACGAUACUACAGAGACUGAGAUUGAAGAGCGCCACGACGAAGAUGCACAUCAGAAAGGCUAGACAGCAGCUUGCACAGAGGAAGGAGCUAGGCGAGUUACUUCAUGCCGUUGACUUCGAGAAAUUGAACAUCGAGAAUCAGGAUUACGCAAAGUUGCUCGAGGAAAAGAAUCUGUACGUGAUCGAUAUGAAAAGGAUCGCAGGGUACUAUCAUCUGAAACUAACGCAACACAAGCAGAAACUGGAAGAUCUGUUGCGUAAAUUGAACGAGGCGAAGAAGGAAAUUAUAUCGAAGCAGAAUCAGAUUGAGGAGUUAAAAGUCGAGCACAGAACUAUCGAGGUUAAAGUGAAACGGUUGAACUCGCAGUUAAAUGAUUUAUUGACUUUCAUGGAGACCCACACUGCACCAGAUAUUUUAGAAUUCGUCGCGACGCAAGAAGAAUAUGCGGCAUUAGAUAGAACUUAUAGAUUAUUGCAGAGACGUAGAAAUAUUCAAAGAACAAUAUAUAAAGAACAUAAAGAGCAGACUCAAGUCAAAAAGAAAUCUCGUAUAAAUGAUGAAGUAUAACAGUUAAAAGUAAAGAAAGGAUCGCCAGGAUACCUUAUAGUUUUUUAAAAUAUUCACCUGCUUUUUUCCAUCAACUUGAGCCAGUCUUCUAAAAUCGUUUCUACUGGACGAACUCAAAAAUCUUCGCUAGAAGACGAGGAUGCAAUUAUAUCUGUAAAAAAAUUACGACAAUCUCGUACCGUCACUGGUUACGCCACCGGAUAAUUGGAGUUACGGUGCUUGUUUAGAAGACGAAGCAAGCCUGAAACGAUCGUCCACUUUCCAUGAUACCAGUACUUUCCAUAAAAUACAAAUUGCUUGGAAAAACAAAUUGCAAAAUACAGAACAAGAUAACUAUCAGUAUCCAGAAACUUUCAAUAUUAAUUUUUA